UCCAGACAAGUAAAGACGAAGGGUGGGCCUGCUGGGCGUUUUCGCUCUGGCGAAUAUGCGAAUUUCAAAUUGCGCUGCAAUGCGAUGCGCCAAUGCUGCAGCUGUCACGUUGGGGGUGCCUCCUCGACAACACUGCUGCUACCGUGUAGGAGAUGGAACUGCUGACCAUCCAACGGUUGCAACUCUAGUGCAGGGCUAUGGCCAUUUCAGGUCGGUUCGGCAUCUGGAACAAGUUUUCGCUGGGAGCAAACAGCUCACCUCGGGGUAAUUCUCUGAAGGGGGGUAAAAUGGCGCUUGUCGGUGCGGUAGAUGGUGUCCGGCAGAGAAGGGGCGCUGCAUGACGCGACAAGUCCACAUCUGCUUGGCCGCACGGGGAGCCACGUGGAUACGGCGGCCAAACAGAGCCGGGGACGCCAUCCCCCAAGAUAAGCUUCUCCCCUGCUGCUGCUGUAGUUGGACACCGCCAAGCAGCCAAACAGGGCCUUUUCUUUUGUCAAGGGUUUCUCAACCACCCGGACCCGGCUCCAGAUCCUCGGGCCCGGUUCAUCGGGCCCGGACAGUUGCGCCUACUGUCGCUUCCACCUCCAGGCUGAGCACGAGAAGAGGCCUUUUGCCCUUCAACGAUGCAUGGGCUUUUGUUCUGGGGCUUCUACGACCGCCGGAUGUCAUUCUCAAUCCCUUUUCGCCUGCCGUGGGACGGGCCGUCGGAAGGCAUAUUGUAGGAGCCAUUCGAGAUGGGACGAUGGAGAAGACACGGCUCGCGAGGCCUGCAUUGGCACCCAAUAUUUGCAACGUCUUUUUGUUCGAAUCCUUUCUAGAAGGCCACGGUAUAUCACCCAAGGGCCGUCCUAUAGCCGACUGGCCAAGCGCAUGUGCGCCCCAGUCGUGCAGGCUUCCCCUUCACCCUCCUUGUUUCGCACGAAACUUCCUGGUGUGGUUGAUAAGGUUCUGACGAUACCGAUUGUCGAGGGCAUGCAGGUCUGGGGCAGAGCCUCAGCAUUCAGACCUCGAUUGGACAGCCAAGAGACUGAAGACUCGCUGGAGCGGGACGAACUCACCACAAGUUCCCC
This is a messenger RNA of Lasiosphaeria miniovina, 1070 nucleotides long. RefSeq lists its product as uncharacterized. The record is from RefSeq and is a predicted model, not a curated record. NCBI's taxonomy places the organism in Eukaryota, Fungi, Ascomycota, Sordariomycetes, Sordariales, Lasiosphaeriaceae. The transcript has a single exon. The coding region runs from base 338 to 952 and encodes 204 amino acids.